Aphidius gifuensis is the source of this 2050-nucleotide messenger RNA. RefSeq names its product A disintegrin and metalloproteinase with thrombospondin motifs 7-like. The coding region runs from base 34 to 1980 and encodes 648 amino acids. The record is from RefSeq and is a predicted model, not a curated record. Gene Ontology annotation, molecular function: metalloendopeptidase activity. NCBI's taxonomy places the organism in Eukaryota, Metazoa, Arthropoda, Insecta, Hymenoptera, Braconidae. Gene Ontology annotation, biological process: proteolysis; extracellular matrix organization. The transcript has 10 exons. Gene Ontology annotation, cellular component: extracellular matrix.
CAAAUUGCUCAUCAUCUUGGUCACAGUCUUGGUAUGUCUCAUGAUAAUCAAACAGAAAAUGGUUGUCCUGGUAUUUACCGUACUAAGAGUGGAUAUGUCGAGACGACGAUUAUGUAUCCUGGAAUGCAUUAUGUAACCAAGAGAUGGUCAAAGUGUUCGAAAUAUUACAUCAAACAAUAUAUUGAAUCUGGUUUUGGAAAAUGCCUUCAUGAUGCUCCUGGUGAUCAUCUUGUUUCAUCAUCGGAUAUGUUGCCUGGAGUCGUGUACAACGGAGAUGAUCAAUGUCGUCUUCUUUAUCACUCGGAUGCACAUCAAUGUAGAGAUGUUAUUUGGUGUUAUGAAGGCGAGUGUCUAACCAUAGGUGAAAGACUAUCAACAUCAGUAAGUUUUGGACCGUGGUCUGAGUGGACACCAUGUUCCCGCACUUGUGGUUCUGGUGUGGCAUCGUCAACCCGAAAAUGCAAUCAUGCUACCUCAAAGAGUAGUGAGUACUGUCGUGGAAAUUCUGUACGACACAAAAUUUGCGCCACAGAGCCUUGCGAAAUCGGAUCACCCUCAUUUCGUGAUGUACAGUGUUCUGAGUUCAAUGACUGGAUAUUUCCGGAGGAUGGAAAAGUUCAUCAGUGGGUUGGGUACAACUUGCCAGAAAACUUGAGAACAUCAGAGAAUCCAUGCGUGCUGUAUUGCUUGAAUGAAGAAAAUCUAUUGACAUCGUUAAAGCCAAAGGUGAUUGAUGGCACAACUUGUUAUCGUGGUAUUCGAGAUAUUUGUGUGAAUGGUGAUUGUCGUGAAAUUCCUUGUGAUCUUAAUUUAGAAUCUGAUGCUGUUGAAGAUCGUUGUGGAGUGUGUCGAGGUGACAGUACAUCUUGUGAUAUAAAAGAAGGAAUUAUUAAUGUUCAUACUCAAUCACAUUCUAAAAAAAUUAUUGAAGCUCCUGUUGGAUCAACAAAUAUUCGUAUUGAAGAAUUAUCACCAACAAAAUCACGAAUUAUUGUUAAAAGUAAAAAUUCCAAGACUCAAUUUAUUGAUGGAUCUCAUUUAGGAAUGUUUGAUGUUCCUGGCUCCAAGGCAUGGCUGGGAAUGAUAAGAGCCAGCCAAGAGUCAUUGAAUAUCCCAGGACCAAUCACUGAAAGCUUAACCAUCUUGGUCUUACCGAGAGAAAAUGUGACUUUGAAAUAUUCAAUGGGAGUAAAGCCAGAUGUUCAUAGAAAGCCUGAAUUUACUUGGGAUUUUAUUGAAUGGUCUCGUUGUAAUUCACCUUGUGGACCUGGUGAAAAAACUGCCUAUCCAAAAUGUAUUGAAAAAAUUGGUGGUCUUGUUGAUGAUCGUCAUUGCUAUAAAUUAAAAAAACCAGAUCCAAAAAUACAAAUGUGUAAUCAAGCUGAUUGUAUACCAAGAUGGAUGAUAGGUGAAUGGCAAGGCUGUACACCCUGUACGAAAAAUUGUAUGAAGUAUCGUUCAGUGACGUGUAUUCGUCCAGUUGGCCAUGGUGAACAGGAAGCGGAUGUAAUUGCUGAUGACUACUGUCAAGGACCCAAGCCAAAAGAAUCUGAGAUUGGCAUUUGUCGGAGGCGAAGAGCACAUAAAAAUUUAAAAUCAAUGAAAUUCAAUAAAAAUAAAAUUUUACAUCAUCCAAGGUUAUAUCGAAAAAGUCAAAAUUUCAAUUUAAAUAAAAAAUUUAAAAAAAAAGUUAAAAAAUAUAAUAAUGAAAUAUUUGAUAAUCAAGAUAAACCAAAAAAUAUGAAUAAAAAAAUUGAAAAAAAUCGUAUUAUGAUUGAUAAAGAAGAUAUGAAAAAUUUUAGUUUAACUAUUAUGAUUGAUCAUGAUGAGAACAAUAAUAUUAUUAAUUUUCCAAAUGAUUUUUCACCUCAACCAGAUGAUAAUUCAACGGAAUUAAUUUUAUACGGAAUGGAUGCUAUAAAAUAUAUUGAAAAAAUUCAAAAAGAUACAUCAGCCGAGACAUCAGUAGAAAAUACUUGAAUAUUUUUCUUUUUUGUUCAAUAACAAUGUAAAUAUAUAUUUACCAAACAUUAAUAAUAAAAAAACAUUA